Molecule: messenger RNA, 1142 nt
Organism: Aspergillus sclerotioniger CBS 115572
Lineage: Eukaryota; Fungi; Ascomycota; Eurotiomycetes; Eurotiales; Aspergillaceae
Product: nuclear transcription factor Y subunit beta
Exons: 4
Coding region: 399-1061 (220 amino acids)
Biological process (GO): regulation of transcription by RNA polymerase II
Cellular component (GO): nucleus; CCAAT-binding factor complex
Molecular function (GO): RNA polymerase II cis-regulatory region sequence-specific DNA binding; protein heterodimerization activity; DNA-binding transcription activator activity, RNA polymerase II-specific
Source: RefSeq, a predicted model, not a curated record
GAACCCACCCCCCAAACAAAUCCCAGACCAGAACAAAUUAAAGUACCUUAGAACAAUAACAAACAGAAUUACCUGCCGCGCGCCCUCCACCAUCGCCGUCGAAUAAUAGAUCCCGUCGGUCCUGGCUCACAACGCUAAGGCAGGACUAUCGCAGAAGCAUUGCCAAUCCCCCACACGCGCAGCCACGCUCGUCUUUCCCCGUUCAGGCUGUUGUGAAGCGAAUCGCUGCCCAGCCAGACGCACUCGUUGUCCUUGGCGCGGCUGUAUCAUAGCGUCCGAGAUCGAGAACCCACCGCGUGCUGCAAGCCAGCUCUGACGUGGUUUGCCAACAGAGCAGUUAGAGACAAGCCCCCGUUCUAAAUCCAGUAUCUCUGCACGUUCGCCGACACCUAAAAAACAUGUCGUCGACCUCUCCCUCGAAGGAACCCGAGGUGGAACCCGAAGUUCAAUCGGGUGAAGACCAGGAACAAAUGGACAAGGAACAACACGACACUCAGGCGCAGGGUCAGGGAGAGUUCGAGGUGAAGGAGCAGGACAGAUGGCUACCAAUUGCAAAUGUGGCUCGCAUCAUGAAAUUGGCCCUGCCCGAGAAUGCAAAGAUCGCAAAGGAGGCCAAGGAGUGUAUGCAGGAAUGUGUGAGCGAAUUUAUCUCAUUCAUCACUAGCGAAGCGUCCGAGAAAUGUCAGCAGGAAAAGCGCAAGACGGUCAACGGGGAGGACAUUCUGUUCGCCAUGACCUCAUUGGGGUUUGAAAACUAUGCGGAGGCCCUGAAAAUUUACCUGUCUAAGUAUCGCGAGACCCAAUCCGCAAGGGGCGAGCAUCAGAAUCGUCCGACGAGCAGUGGGUAUGGGGCUGGCGGGCCUGUUGGGGGCCCUGGGGCUGGCGGCCCUGGUGGACGGCCAGUUCCACCCGGUGCCGCUGGUGCCUUUCCUGAAGCUGCCGACAGCGCCAACAGCAUCAUGAACCCUAACCUGGACCCCUCAGAGCAGGACACUUCCGCCUACGGUUACCCACCCAUGGUCGGCCAGGCGCACAAUGGCACCACUGGUGAAUCUUAUUAGCAUGCUUGUGCGCGGGAGAACCAUCCGCUGGACUCGACAACUAUCCCACGCUAGAGUCUUCGGAGUCCAAACAGACUCGAA